This is a messenger RNA of Epinephelus fuscoguttatus (brown-marbled grouper), 3983 nucleotides long. RefSeq names its product somatostatin receptor type 2-like. The coding region runs from base 337 to 1449 and encodes 370 amino acids. Lineage: Eukaryota; Metazoa; Chordata; Actinopteri; Perciformes; Serranidae. The record is from RefSeq and is a predicted model, not a curated record. Gene Ontology annotation, cellular component: neuron projection; membrane. Gene Ontology annotation, molecular function: somatostatin receptor activity; neuropeptide binding. The transcript has 3 exons. Gene Ontology annotation, biological process: cellular response to glucocorticoid stimulus; neuropeptide signaling pathway; cellular response to estradiol stimulus.
CAAGAUGUAUAGCUUCUGGACACCAGUGGCAUAUUAUAGAUGUUCUGGAUCAAAGAGUACCACAUAUAGAAGGCUGAUAACUGCAGGGUCAAUAUUGGAAUCUCAUCUCAUUUGGCAAUAUUAUGGGAUUAUUGCAAUGAAAAUUCACAUCGCAGAGAGCUUUGCCACUUCGAUGCCAGUGAGGCAAACUUGAGGAAUAUUUGGAGAUGAAGAAGAUGAAUCUGCCUUAGACGCUGAAAUACUUUGGUCCGCACAGAAGUGGCGCAUUUUGUGGAUAGUGAGAUUAAAUCCAGUUGCAGGUGUGAUGCCAUAAUCCUUGCGAGACAGUGAGGUAACAUGGACUCCUGGAUCUUCCCAUCGUCCCCUCCGAACCUGUCAGAGCACCUCAUGUAUGACAGCUUCAUGCAGGGCAAUGAGUCCGACUUCCAUGGGAACCACACGUACCACAGCUUCAACAAAACCAGCACGGUGGUCAUCACCUGCAUGUACUUUCUGGUUUGCACCGUGGGGCUCUGCGGAAAUGCCCUCGUCAUCUACGUCAUCCUGCGCUACGCCAAGAUGAAGACAGUUACCAACAUCUACAUCCUCAAUCUAGCAGUGGCUGAUGUGCUCUUCAUGCUGGGCCUGCCGUUCAUCGCCAUCCAGCUGGCGCUGGUCCACUGGCCGUUCGGCCCCGUGCUCUGCAGGGUAGUGAUGACCGUCGAUUCCCUGAACCAGUUCACAUCCAUCUUCUGCCUGAUGGUCAUGAGCAUUGACCGCUACCUGGCUGUGGUGCAUCCCAUUAAGUCCACAAAGUGGCGCAAACCACGCAUGGCCAAGACGAUCAACUUGGCAGUGUGGGGGGUGUCGCUGAUGGUUAACCUGCCCAUCGUUAUCUACAGCGGAGUCAUCACAAAGCACGACGGCUGCUUCUGCACCAUCGUGUGGCCUGAGCCUCAAGAGGCCUACUACACAGCGUUUAUGUUCUACACCUUCAUCCUGGGCUUCUUCCUGCCCCUCAUGGUCAUCUGCCUUUGCUACUUGUUCAUCAUCUUUAAGGUGAAGUCCUCAGGCAUCCGUGUGGGCUCCUCCAAGAGGAAGCGCUCAGAGAGGAAGGUGACUCGGAUGGUGUCCAUCGUGGUGGCGGUGUUCGUCUUCUGCUGGCUGCCUUUCUACGUCUUCAACGUCACCUCGGUGACGGGAACCAUCAGCACCACUCCCAUCCUGAGGAGCACCUUUGCUUUUGUGGUGGUUCUGGGAUACGCCAACAGCUGCGCCAACCCCAUCCUCUACGCCUUCCUGUCGGAGAACUUCAAGAAGAGUUUCCAGAAUGUUCUGUGUCUUAAGAAGGUGGGUGGGCUGGAUGAGGUCGAUCGCAGCGAUAGCCGGCAGGAUAAGUCUCGCAUGGUGAACGAUCCCACGGAGACCCAGAGCACCCUGCUGAAUGGGGACCUGCAGACCAGCAUCUGAGAGGAAGACGACCUGACUCAGAUACACACACACACUCAUUCAGACAGCCAUAUAUCUGAAACAAAUAACACAACAUCUCUAAGGUCACAUCAGAGGGUAGGAGAGGACAUUAUUAAAUAUUAAACAAGGUGUUCACAGAGGAACUUGUCCGUUGCUAAGGAGGACUAAGCACCAGCAGAAUGUCGAACUGCAGUGUGACACAUUGGAUUUCCCUGGCUGUAAACAAAUCCAUUAUAACACAAUUAGAAGUUCACACAAAGAUUUGCUCUGUGGUGUAAAUGACAAUAAAAUCUGACUGUUUGUUCUUAGUGUGUAUUGACUCUGGGGCGAGGUAGAAUGGACGCUAACACCCACUUGCAAAUGCUCCCCUGGGUGGCAUGAAUUUUCCCUGGAGACCCAGGAUUAUAUACAGAGAGUUUACAGAGGAGGGUCUGUGCCAAGUUUCCACAGUGCUGUAUUGUGUACAAUUACAUAACAGUGUGCUCAUAUGCUGUAAAAUACAUACCACGACAUGCUGUUAUUAAACCCGGCAACCCUAUCACUCCUGGAAUUUUGUCCCGUCUGACUGUAAAUAACAGAAUAUGUGCAGAGACUGAAAAGACAGAUGAUUUUAUAUUCAGUGUCAGUUUUGAAACUCUAAAUCUGACUUGUGAAUAAGUAUAUUUUUCAGACGCGGAGCAUAAUGAAUGUCAGUGCCAUUGAUUCUUGUGUUUUAUAAUACGUGGGACCAAUUUUACUUGUGCAGAAAUGUAUCAAGUGCAAAUGUGAAUAACAGUGUUCAGUCUGCAGGCAAAUAUUCCGUCCUGUGUCACUUGCUGCUUCUGUAUACAUGCAUAAUUUAUAUUAUAUUAAUGGUCCUGGCUCAAUAUACCAACGCCAGUCUCUAACCAAAGUGCUGCUAAGAUGUAUAGACGACAAUGUUGUAUAGUAUUAUGUAAAGUAAUGCCACUGUAUGCCUGUUUCUACCGGACUGAGCCGUUCUGUGUCAUGGCUCAUUUAUUAUUAUUUAUAUAUAUCAUGUUAUAGUGUUGCUGUCAUUGUUUGCAGAUGUUACAGUGGCUGCUUUUGUCAAAAAUGCCAGACUGCAUGAUUCUAAAUUAUUCAAUAUGAAUAUUGAGUAGUGGCUCUGCUUCAUGUUUUUGAUGUCAUCUGAGAGCAUGAAACCUGCUCAGAUUAGAUUUUGCAAAGGGUUAUUCUACUCCCCAGUAAAAGUGGAUGGGUCACUGGGAUUUAAACUGGAUUUAUAACAUACUGGUGUUUAAUUUCAAGUUGUUUUAUUGUGUUGUCUUCUCUGUUUCUCUAUUUUCUUUGACUUCGCAAAUACGAGCUGCCGUGCUGCCAGCCGUUGCAAGUUACUCCUAAACACCCAUCCUCUGUUUCUGUCUCGGGGUGUCCGAGUGACGUGAAUUUGUGAAGGGCUAGAACACUUAUUCCUCGAGAGGCUCUGGUGUUCCUUUAUCGUCAUCACUGUGCUGCUCCAGGAGUGCCACACUUCAUCCUGUGACUCCCUGUCUGUUGCUGUAGUCAGAUUACUUUAUAUUUAAGUUGUUAAACCUUUACGCUACAUGUGCAGAUUCCUUCAUACACACCAAAGCCAGCGACAGAUUAUGAUUAAUGUGCAAAGAAUCCUAAGCGUGUGUGUGUGUGUGUUGCAUUGAUCUAAACUCACCAGGCGGCCAGUCUCCAGCAAAAAGGUUAGGUAAAAUGUGUAUGAUAAAAAUAUAUAUACAACACAUACAUACAACUCAAAGCAGGUUUUCAUCUUCACAUGUCACACAGAGGCGCACACACACACACACACACGUUGUGAGCCCCGAGCCAUGACUAAUCAAAUUCCAUAUCCAAUCUCUCUCACUCUCUGCAGUAAUGCAGAAUUUGUCUGCAGGUCUGUAACAUCUUAUUACCACUGAAAGACAUGACACACCUCUAGUGUCGUAUAUUUCCAUAGCAACAGUGACCAAGAGUGUUAGUCCCAUGGUUACACUAAUUAGCAUAAUAAUAAUAAUAGAGAAAGAUGUCUCUGGACAUGAAUUAUGAAUGUUGACAUUGCUCAGAUGGCUGAGAAAAAAAGGCAGCUGUGAAACCAAACAUCUUAGUUCCAUAAAACCUGAUUAAAGUGUAUAGAAAUAAAAACUGAACACUUUGUGUUGUAGUAAAUCAUCCAGCUGUUGCAGAGAUGUUGUAGUAAUUAUGAUUCUGGCAGACUUUUCUUACAGCUAUGCUUAUGGGUUCAGCUUUUUUUUUUUUUUUUUUUUUUUUUGAAUAUCUGCAUUUCGUAGACUAUACUGCAGAUUUUCUACAGCAUUGGUUUCAGUUUAGUGUUUUAUUUCUACGAUGAGCCUCAUUUUGUUGCUCGAAUGUCUCAUGAGCUUUGGAAAAUCUCACCACAGUUGUUCCAGGUUUUACUGUUUCUGUAGAAAGUUUAAAUGAAUGUAUGUUCUUCCAGUUUCUGUUCCGUUAAAUGAUAAUGAAACGCCUAGUUUGAUGGAGCAAACAUGGAUUGUGUAUAGUUGUGUUGAAACUAAAUAAAGUAC